UUUCUAUGAAUACAAAAUGGUUUCGAUUCCCGCCAAAUAUUUUGUUAAAUUUUCGAUGAAUUUUUGUUGAGAAUUUGUUAAAAUAAAAGUGAAGGAUGCACAUAAAGAGGGUUAGCAUCCAGGGGUUUCGUAGCUACCGCGAAUCAACGGAGAUCGAACCUUUUAGUUCAAGACAUAACAUAAUUGUCGGUCGGAACGGUUCUGGGAAAAGUAAUUUCUUCUGUGCGAUCCAGUUUGUUCUCAGCGACGAAUACAACAACUUACGCGCAGAACAACGACAACAGUUACUUCACGAGGGCACGGGUACGCGGGUCAUAUCGGCGUGCGUGGAAAUUAUUUUCGAAAAUUCAGACAACAGAUUGCCGAUCGACAAAGAUGAAGUUACGUUACGUCGCGUCAUCGGAUCGAAGAAAGAUCAGUAUUUCCUCGAUAAAAAGAUGGUUACGAAGAACGACGUUCUUAACUUGUUGGAAUCGGCCGGUUUUUCCCGAAGUAAUCCCUAUUAUAUUGUUAAGCAGGGGAAGAUCAACCAAAUGGCAACGGCACCCGAUUCGUAUCGACUACAUUUACUUCGGGAAGUGGCCGGGACGAGGGUUUAUGAUGAGAGGAAAAAAGAAAGUGAAGUUUUGAUGAAGGAAUCCGAGAUGAAAAACGCAAAGAUCCAGGAAUUGUUAACGAUGAUUGAAGAUCGACUCGCGACGUUGAAAGACGAGAAAGAAGAGUUGGCCCAGUACCAGAAGUGGGACAAGACACGACGAGGGUUGGAAUAUACGAUACAUAAUCAAGAGUUGAAUGAAACGAGAGGAAAAAUUGAUCUGUUAUCGAACAAGCGUGAGAAUAACUCUCAACAAACGAAACACUUACGUGCCCAACAAGAAGAGGCGCAACGUAGAACGAAGGAAUUCCAAAAGAAAUUAUUGACGACAAACGCGAGGAUAAGACAACUAACAGAGGAAAAAGAACAAUCGGCAUCGGAUCGUCAGGAACUUAUCAAGAAAAAGGCACAACUUGAGUUAUCGAGCAACGACCUCGCUGAGGAACUCGACUCCGACGAAAGGUCAAUGGGUCAAGCAAGGUCGGAGUUAUCCGGACUUCGGGAGAAAAUAUUGAAGAAGACGGAAGAAAAAGAAGAAAUUAUUCCGAGGUUUGAGGCGGUGGAAGGAAAGGAGAAGGAGCUGGAACGAAGGUUAAAAAUAUCGGAACAACGUCGCAAGGAAUUGUACGCGAAGCAAGGGCGGGGAAACCAGUUCAGUAAUCGUGAGGAACGCGACGAUUGGAUAACGAGGGAGUUAAAGACGUUGGAACGAACAAUACGCGAUAAAGAAACGCAAAUCAUGAACUUACGUGAAGAUAUAAGGGAGAGCAAACAAACCGAAUGUGAAUUGGAGGGGGCGAUAUCGGAAAAGACAGUCGGGAUCCAGGAACAUAAAUCUACGAUGGAUUCGUUGAGCCGUGACUCGCUUAAUUUGAAACGGCAUAAAGAUGAACUACAAAGUCAACGCCAACGGUUGUGGAGAACUGAAACAUCGAUCCAGCAAGAAUUAGACUCGAUAACGAGCGAGAUUAAAGCGAAGGAACACACCCUCAACUCCCUGAUAGGAAAGGCAGCGGUGCACGGAACCGAAAGUUUGAAGAAAGUUCGUGAAAGUUUCCGACAAGCGGGGAACAUGGAGCUGGUGGAGGGCUACAAGGGGAUGCUUAUCGAGAACUUUCAAUGCUCGCCAAACUUCUUCACAUGCGUUGAGGUAACAGCAGGGGGAAAGUUAUACAAUCAUAUUGUUACGACCGAUAGAAUCGGAACAAAAUAUUUGAACGAGAUGAACAAAGCAAAGUUGCCCGGGGAGGUUACGUUCCUACCGCUUAAUAAACUGGAGGUACGUGAUGUGAGUUACCCCCAAACAGCGGACGCGAUACCGAUGAUAACUAAGAUGCAAUACGACGAUGUGGACAACGAGGCAGCAAUGAAAUAUGUGUUCGGCAAAACAUUGAUUUGUCGUUCUAUGGAAGUUUCCACGCAACUUGCGAGGGCUCAUCAACUCGACUGUGUUACGCUGGAGGGUGACCAAGUAUCACGACGAGGAGCGUUGACGGGAGGUUACGUCGAUAAUCGGAAAUCUCGACUUGAACUUCACGCGUCUAAACAAAGUUUGUUGGAACAACUGAAAGUUAAGGAGAAAGAAUUGUUGUCGAAUAAAGAACACCAGCAGCAGCUGGAGGUGGAAAGCACUGGUGUGAUGGACGAAUUACAAAAGCAAGAAACAAGGAACAAACAGAACAAGGAUGUUUUUGAUAAAUUGAAGGGAGAUCUUCGUAUUUUGAAGGAGAAGUUGCAAGCGAUGCAUCGGGCGCUGGAACCCAAGGAAAGAUCGUUAGCGAGCUUACAAAGUCAUUGUGAAGCUCUAAAGUCGACCAAGUUGUCGUUAGAAGAGGAAAUGGGUACGGACUUGUUGUCGCAAUUAUCCAGUGAUGACCAGGGGGAAGUUGAUCGACUUAAUGAUGAAAUUAAACUGUUAACGAGCGAACACAAAGAAAUGGUCCAACAACGAGUUCGACUCGAAAGUAAAAAGACGAGUCUCGUCAAUUUGUUGGAGGAUAACUUGAUUCGGAGACGAGACCAACUUAUACAGGAGAUGCAAGAAUUAUCGGUCGACGUUCGACAACAAAAGUUGAUUCAGUUUCGAAACGAUCAACGGAUCACCGAGGAACAAUUAGAGAUUAUUGACGGAAGGCUCAAAGAACUUGAGGAGGAAAUGAUAAGUUUGGAGAAAGAGGAGAAUUUGUUGACAACGAAAGUUGAGGAGCAUCGGGUGAAGGAACGAGAGUGGAGGGAGAGAAUAUCGGACGAUGCUCGGGAGUUGGAAAAAGCUACGAAUAAACAAAGUUUGUUGAUCAAGAGACGAGAGGAUUGCGUUCGUAAGAUAAGGGACCUCGGAUCGGUUCCUCAAGAUGCUUUUGAUAAAUACCAAGGGUGUAAUCAUAGACAGUUGAUGAAGAAAUUGGAAGAAUGCAACCACGAGUUAAAGAAAUAUUCGCACGUAAACAAGAAAGCUUUGGAUCAGUUUGUUUCGUUCUCCGAGGAAAAAGAAAGAUUAUUAUCGAGGAAAGAUGAAAUUGAUAGAGGCAAGGAAGCGAUCGUCCACUUGAUGGAACAUUUGGAGCACGAGAAAUAUGAGGCCAUCCAGUUCACAUUUAGACAGGUGUCCAAGAACUUUAGCGAGGUGUUCGUAAAGUUGGUGCCGGGGGGAAAAGCUACUUUAAUAAUGAGACGAGGUGAUGCAACGCAAGACACUUCAACGCAAUCAUCGGAACAAUCAGCGUCCAUUGUUGAUCAGUUUGUUGGGGUUGGAAUAAAGGUUUCAUUUUCCGGCAAAGCUGCUGAAACACGGGAGAUGCAACAAUUGUCAGGUGGUCAGAAAUCGUUGGUUGCGUUGGCAUUAAUAUUUGCAAUACAGAAAUGUGACCCGGCACCGUUUUAUUUAUUUGAUGAAAUCGAUCAAGCGCUUGAUCCCGACCACAGGUCAUCAGUGGCAAACAUGUUGCGCGAAUUAAGUUCAUCGGCUCAAUUUAUAACGACGACCUUUCGUCCGGAACUUCUCGAUUCGGCCGACAAGUUUUAUGGGGUUGUGUAUCGGAACAAGGUGGGUUAUAAUGCGGGGGUUGUAUCGGAACAAGGUGGGUUAUGAUGCGGGGG
Ciona intestinalis (vase tunicate) is the source of this 3691-nucleotide messenger RNA. The record is from RefSeq and is a predicted model, not a curated record. NCBI's taxonomy places the organism in Eukaryota, Metazoa, Chordata, Ascidiacea, Phlebobranchia, Cionidae.